Raphanus sativus (radish) is the source of this 1439-nucleotide messenger RNA. RefSeq names its product protein trichome birefringence-like 34. The transcript has 5 exons. Gene Ontology annotation, molecular function: O-acetyltransferase activity. Lineage: Eukaryota; Viridiplantae; Streptophyta; Magnoliopsida; Brassicales; Brassicaceae. Gene Ontology annotation, cellular component: Golgi apparatus. The coding region runs from base 104 to 1345 and encodes 413 amino acids. The record is from RefSeq and is a predicted model, not a curated record.
UACAAAUAAAAAUCUUCUGGAAGGCUGAAGUUAAAGGCAAGUCAGAGAUAGACACAUCAAUAUAACCUAAAACAAAACAUCAUAAAAAUAACAGCACAAACUAAUGGCAAAGCGACAAUUAUUGAUACUGGGAAUCAGGGCGAGCUUUCACACUCUCGCUGCCGUGCUUGUGGCCGGAGUAAUUUUCACUGCCUUGUUUUUGUCCCGAAACGGUAUGCCAAAAGAAAAUCCUCAAAGCGAAGGUGUUUCGAACGUGAAAGAAGGUGAGGGCAGUGACAGAGAGUGUAAUCUUUUCGAAGGGAAAUGGGUAUUUGAUAACGAGUCAAACCCUAUUUAUAAAGAAGAAGAGUGCAAGUUCAUGUCUGAUCAGCUGGCUUGUGGAAAGUUUGGAAGAAAAGAUUCGAGUUACAAAUUCUGGAGGUGGCAACCUCAUAAGUGUGAUCUCCCCAGGUUUAAUGGGACGAAGUUGUUGGAGAGGCUGAGAAAUAAGAGGAUGGUGUACGUAGGAGACUCCUUGAAUAGAGGCCAAUGGGUAUCAAUGGUGUGUAUGGCUAGUUCUGUCAUUACGAACCCAAAGAUGAUGUAUUUUCACAGCAACGGCUCUAAUCUCAUCACUUUCAAAUCCCUUGAAUACAACGCAACAAUAGAUUUUUAUUGGGCUCCCUUGAUGGUGGAAUCCAACUCAGACGAUCCAACAAACCACAGGUUACCCGAACGGAUAGUUCGGAUCCAAUCGAUAGAGAAACAUGCGAGGCAUUGGACUGAAUCAGAUAUCAUUGUCUUGAACUCUUAUUUAUGGUGGUUAAGGCCUCAUAUGAAGACACUGUGGGGGUCGUUUGAGAAGUUAGAUGGAAUAUACAAAGAAGUGGAGAUGGUGAGAGUUUAUGAAAUGGCUUUGCAAACAAUGUCUCAGUGGUUGGAAGUUCACGUUAACUCCAAUCUUACCAAACUUUUCUUCAUGUCCAUGUCUCCCACCCAUGAAAGGGCAGAAGAAUGGGGAGGAAAAAACAAACAAAACUGUUACGGAGAAACUAGUCUGAUAGAUAAAGAAGGAUAUCAUGGAAAAGGGUCGGAUCCGAAGAUGAUGAUAGUCGUAGAAAAUGUACUUGACGAGCUAAAAAGGCGAGGACUGAAUAUGCAUAUGAUAAACAUAACGCAAUUAUCGGAGUAUAGAAAAGAUGGACACCCUUCGAUAUACAGAAAACAAUGGGAGCCAUUGAAGAAAAGUCAAGUCUUGGAUCCAAGUAGUUACUCAGAUUGUAUACAUUGGUGUUUGCCUGGAGUUCCUGAUGUAUGGAAUCAGCUCCUUUAUGCUUAUAUUAUUGACGACCACAAGUCUAACUGAAAAUUGUUCUUACACUUUUUUUUUUGUUUCUUACCUAUAUUCCACUUCAAUUGUACAGCUGAUUUACUUUACCUUCAAUAAAUGUUUUGUCUUC